GAUAAGCAGUGACUAACAUGUAGCUUCUCCAUGUAAUAUCCAUAGAUUAUCCAGUAAACAUGUAAUGAGAAUACUCAAAUUAUCAGGCGGAAGUUGUGAUCUUGAUCUAACUCAAAUUUUCGGAACUAAUUGUGCUGAGGUGUUGCAUGCAACUAAUAAUCCAUUCCUCUUUGCAGAUUUUCUGUUUCUUUUCCCCAUGAACCGUUGGCAAGAGAUUAUCAGUCUAUAAUCUCUUGUUGAUGGCGAUCUCAGCUCAGUUUGGAGUACGACAAACCUUUUGAUCACUACUUUUACUCUUUAUAUUGUGCCAAUUCCGACAGUAUCUCUUUUCCAAUUGAAAAAAAUUUGCACGUCUUAUUUUUUGCGGAUUUUGCGAAUUGCAUUCGAUCGCUAAACUGAUAACCUCUGGGAAAGGAAAACAAAUUUCUUCAAAAAUAAAACGCCGGAAAAGUUUUUCCCGUCGAUUAAAUAAAACCUCUGCUUGGGAAUCAAGUGUUAACAUAGUCUUCGUUUUCGGACUCAGUCCAAAAUACCUUGAACGAAUCAUCUGCCGAGUAGCACUCCUCUGUAUAGCUUGUCCAGGUUUACACAUUUGAAACAAUUGCCUUCCUUUCUUCAAUACCGAUCUACCGCUUGCACAGAAAUUAAUCUGGAAAAAAAAAAUUUUAUUUCAAUCCGACAUAAGAAUUUAAAAUCUUCUUAGAACGCAUCAUUUCAGGUCCCCGUAAAGCACAAAAUGACGCCAAUCUGAAAAAUAAAAUUUCCGCGUAAUGUUCUUGGUAAGCGGUAGAGAGUUUCUUUCGCUGCCUCCGCGUGUGUUUGCCUUUGAUCUGCUCUCAUUCUUGUGGGUCACUCGCGUCCACGCGAAGCGCCUGUUACGAUCCUGUAAUACACAGGGUGUGAAAUUUUUAUCAACAUCUUCUCCCAGCCAUAAAUGUUUGUGGUCUUUUUCUGAUGGCUAGAAUAAUUCCAAAUUUAUCUCCAGUUCACUAUUUCCUCGCUUUUCCGACAAACCAGAGGGAGCGGUUUCAUUUAAUUAAACCAAUUGAGACAUUGUGAAAAAGGAAAUUGAAAUCACGACAUGCGAUUUGUUGCACAAUCGCUCUUAAAAACCACACAAGAUUUUUAACACAAAAUAUUGUACUAAAACGAAGGAAACCCAUAUCUUUUUUUCUCCUCUUCGCAGACGAUUUUAAUUCCUGUAAAAGUCUCCAGGGAGUGCGUGACAUUCUGUAUUAAUAAUUCAUGAUGUCUGUUGCGAAAUUAAUUUAUAAUAGGCUUACGCUGCAUGAGAGGUUCAAAAGUAAUGCAAUAUCUUUCUGCGGUACGUUCAGGAACCUUGACUGUUUGGUCUUACUGCGUUCUGUUUUAGGUAGAUCAAAGAACCUUGUUAGUUCUUUAACACACAAUCCUCAGCUGAAAAACGACGGCGUUCCAUUAAAUGGUUUCGGAAUUAUUUCACAUCCCUUGUUGAAAUUGUGGCGCUCACGAGGACACGCUCAUUACAAAAUGAUGGGGAGACCGCAACGUGUUUCCGAACCAAUUUUACGAGCGAUUCUGUUAGCCUUCUACUGGAUUUCAUCGACCACAGCAAUGGAAAACAAUAGAACCUCCAACGACACAAACAAUUCAUCGAACGGGGAAACGGAUAAACCUUUCAGUUGCGAGUGGAAAGAUCUGGAGUUUCCCAUCACGUAUGGGCCUGGAAUUGCUUCAUCCUUGUGCAUAGUCAUCGGCGGAUUUCACUUAAUUUUAGGAUUCAAAUACCAGAGAAUAACCUUAUUUGCCACUGGGUUUUCAUCUGCAGCCCUUCUCUCUUAUGCAAUAUGCCUGAUUCGAAGCACUCUGGCCAUCUACUAUAUCCUUUUGAUUGUUGCAGCAGUUGCAAUCUUUGCAGGAAUUUUGUGUACAACAGUAGUUUUCUGUGGACUCUUUUCAAGUGGAAUUGUGGCUGGUUUUUGUUUAGCAAUGGCUUUCCUUCUUGGAUUUGCAUCUUUAUACCAAUAUACAACACUAUCACUACCAGUUGGAGUCAUCAUUUUAGGUUCUGUUCUCAUAGCAGGGGCAAGUGUCUGGUGGAAGCGAGUUCUUCUAGUUGUUACAUCAUCAAUCUAUGGAGGGGCAUUAGUCACAGGGGGACUGGACUAUUUCAUUGAAGAUCUACGAUUGCUAGAUUACUUUUGGCUGAAAAUUUUCUUGAAGAACAUAAAAGGACACGAACCGUGCAUGUUUUCGUGGAUUAUUUUAGGAGUUUGGCCACUUCUGAUACUGAUUGGAUUGCUGGUACAAUUCCUCAAAACGGCAAAACAACCUCCAAAACCUAAAAAGGACUUUCACAACAAGCGUUAUACAAUGGGAUCUCCAUAUUACUCUGCACCGGAUGAUGUAGAGAUGACAGAACUUCUAGCAGAACAAGCGCAAGCACCUCCAACCCCUUCCCAUUAUACUGACCACACCCAUCAAAGGGCCCCCAUGUUACUGGGAGAGGACUGACAUGAUGCAUACCUGCAGAGUGUCCAGAAAUGCCACUCAUCUGAAUUAACUUCACAACUGUUUUUUCACCUUUCUCCACUUCUCAUCAUCAAGAAUUAUUGAUGUACAUUUUAUAGGUAAAAGCACCUUCAGCAAGGAAGAAUAAGGUGAUUGGAUAAAAACUUCUGUAUCAACUUUUUAUUAAUAGAAGACAGUACCUUUUGUAAUCUUUCAUCAUCAUGAACUAUUUUUUUUUUUAACAAGAAUGUCUGACUCGCCUGAGUAGAGAGAGCAGGCUUAUUUAAUGAUUAACUUAAAAUCAGGUACAUUCUGAUGUAAAUAUUUAAAACUUGUUGGCCAGAAGAUUUUCUAAAUAACUGCUCUCUGUGAUCUGUGAUAAAAGUGCUUACACUUAAAUGAAAUAAUUGGUUAUGAACAAAAUAUAAAUUGUAAGAUAAAACACAGCUUUUUCAGAAAAAUUAGCAUUUAGUGGAUAAAAUAGGAGUGGCAGCAAUGAGUAAUCAUAAAGUUUGUAGUAGCAUAAAAGUUAAAAUUUUGAAAAGCUGAAGGUUAUGGGUUUUUCUUUUACCAUAACUGUUUUUGGGACGUAGUUUUUGUUUUAGUUAGGAGACUGUUCUGAAGUUUUUUUCUUGAUUGGUUUGCUCUUUGAUUUAAAUUGAAACAUCUUUGACAUUAACUUACCUCUUGCUCUAUUCUUUAGUUAAGAACAUAGUUAAUAGAGGGGACCAGUGGGUUUCUUUUGUUUUUAUAGUUCAUUAAUUAAUACUCUUGUGCACGAAGCAUCUUAGAAAUUCAAGGACUUUUAAACCAGAUGUGCCUAUUUUACGAAAAGAUUGCAAAAAAAAAAAACAAAAAAACAAAAAAACACUAGAUGUCAAUGAAAGAAACUUCAGGAUUAUAAGUCUUGUGGUUCCAGAGAUGUUUUUCCAGCAACAAAAAAGGUUCCUAAAUCAUUUUUUCACUUCUAAGAAUGUUUAGAUAGAGCUGUAAAUUAUUAUGAUCCAAAGUACAUGAAUGUGUAGAUUCCAAAGAAUGUAGAAAUAUCUUACUUGAGAAGCUUGGUCAAACUAACAGCAUAUUAAUUUAUUUAACUUCAGAAGAAUGAUAGAAUACAAAAUGAAAACAAAAUUUAAACUUUUCUUCAAAAUGAUGUAUAUAGUUUGUUGGUCAAAUAGUUCCUACAAAACCUGAAAGUUUAUAUUUUAAGGAUUGUUAUACUGACAAAGUGUAAAUUAAGGAAAUGAAAAUAGUAUCUCAUGUUCAAAGGAGAACUAUAGUUUUAGAGAACAAAGUUUAUCAUCAAUAUUUAAUCUACUGAGAGGAAAAAUGUUAUUGAGCUAAGGCAUUGAUAGUAUUCGAAAUCUAACUGAAAGAUAAAUAUAUAUAUAUAUAUAUAUAUCAGAUUAUUCUCCAGGCAGAGGAUAAAUUGAUAGUAAAAAGUAUGGUCAUAGCUGUCUGGGUGAAAAAUAUUGACUGAAACACUAGAAAUUUCCUAAAUACUCUCACAUCAGAAAGUGCAAUCAUUUUUUACACUCACAGCAGGAAUGUCACACACCAAUGGCUCCUUGAUAAACUCAGGAGAACAAGUGGAUGACAUAUCUCUGCAAUGCUUUUGCUUUUCUUUAAAUUUGUUUGUUUUUCCACACAAACUUUUCUCUGUCUUACCACAAAUCUUCUUUAGCCCAGUGGUAGAGCACCCAAAGUACUGAUGGGAAGGUCAUCAGUUCAACUCCUAUAGGGAGUAUCCAGAAUUCUUGUUUUUCCGAGACAUUGAUCAAGUAACAAUGUCUUUCACUUUCCUACGAUACAUGUACAUAUAAUGAAUUGUGAAGACAACUUGUCUUACCCUCCAGUAUCCUCAUUCUCACUGCAUCAAGACUAAACUCAGCACCAAUAAAGCUGAGAAAAUUUAAACUUUGAUCACCUGUUUUGGUCUCAAUGCACAGAAGAUGCAAAUUUUAUGCAUGUUGAAUUAGUCACAGUGGGUCUUCUGAGUACUAUUGUCUCUUGCUGUGAUUGGCACUUGGUCAUCUCUGAUUGGUCAAUUCUGCUACACUAUGAUCCACUGACUGGGGGGAUCCAGGGGUGGUUCUUAAUUUUCAAAAACCCGAGGGAGCAUGCCUUUGAACAAUUCUAUGAGCCCCCCUUGACUAAAUCCUGGAUCCGCGGCUGAGUGAAGUAAUGUUUUUCAAACAUAAUUGGUUAAUAAUAUGGGAAAAAUUGACAGCCAGAAUACAGAAAAAAAUUUAAUGGUAAGAGUGGUUUAAAGCAGUGAUGUAAUUUCUUGUGCAUCUUUGAAAUGUCCCAAUUUGCAUGCUGUGUCAAUAUUCAAGCGUCAAUUUUUGAUCACUAACUUGUUUACUCUCAAUUUCCAAGUUGCUCUAGCUCACCAAGAAACAGUAGUGAUUUUGUUCAUAUUGAAUGUUGUUUUACAAUUUGUUACCAAUAACUCAAAAUAUAAAAUAUUGAAUGUUGCUUU
Stylophora pistillata is the source of this 4972-nucleotide messenger RNA. RefSeq names its product transmembrane protein 198. Gene Ontology annotation, cellular component: plasma membrane. Lineage: Eukaryota; Metazoa; Cnidaria; Anthozoa; Scleractinia; Pocilloporidae. The record is from RefSeq and is a predicted model, not a curated record.